Messenger RNA from Hemiscyllium ocellatum (epaulette shark), 1872 nucleotides. It is a transcript of the gene jmjd8, whose product is annotated as jumonji domain containing 8. The coding region runs from base 46 to 837 and encodes 263 amino acids. Gene Ontology annotation, cellular component: cytoplasm. NCBI's taxonomy places the organism in Eukaryota, Metazoa, Chordata, Chondrichthyes, Orectolobiformes, Hemiscylliidae. The record is from RefSeq and is a predicted model, not a curated record. The transcript has 9 exons.
CGUGCGGCCGUUGGCGGCGGUUGUGCGCGGCUCGAGGGCGCCGGUAUGGAGCUGCGGAUUGUGCUCGCGCUCUGGUUGUUGGCGGCGGCGGCGGCGGACGCCGGAGGGCUGCAGGCGGAUGGUGGCUGGAAGACAGAACACUCCACACAGAUGGUUGACCAAGGACCCUGCAGUGUGGAAGUGAGAGACACUUUGACCUAUUCUGAAUUUGUUCACCGGUACGCAUAUUCUAAGCCAGUGAUUAUCCGAGGAAUCACACAGAAUGAGCAAUUCCGGGCUCUCUGUUCAAAGCAAAGUCUCCUGCAAGAGUUUGGAAAUCGGUUGGUGAGAUUGAGCACAGCAAACACUUACUCCUAUCGGAAAGUUGAUGUUCCUUUUAAAGAAUAUGUGGAACACAUGAUGAAGCCACAGUCUUUGGAUUCCUUGGGAAGCGAUACAUUCUACUUCUUUGGAGAUAACAAUUUUACAGAGUGGGACUCGCUGUUCAGGACAUAUAUCCAGCCUCCAUACCAACUACCUGGGACAACUGGGGCUUACAGUUUCGGGAUCGCAGGUUCAGGGACAGGAGUGCCAUUCCACUGGCAUGGAGCAGGAUAUUCUGAAGUUAUUUAUGGAAGGAAGCGCUGGUUUCUUUACCCACCGGAGAAAACACCAGAGUUUCACCCAAAUAGGACUACACUCUCCUGGAUAUUUGAUACAUAUCCGUAUUUGUCAGAAGUGGACAAACCCCUGGAAUGCACCAUUCACCCAGGCGAGGUGUUGUAUUUUCCAGAUCGUUGGUGGCAUGCAACCCUUAAUAUCGAUACCAGUGUCUUCAUUUCCACGUUUUUAGGAUAACCCUGUAACUCUAAACUUACGUGACAUGUAAUUUGAAAACCUCAACCUUCCAAUACAACUUCCUGAAAUGGGAAUAGCAAUGAAUAGGAUUCUAAAAAGCCACUGCAGUCCAUCUGGCAUCAAGAUGGUUUGAAGAAACCUUUUUGUAACCACACAUUUCUAAGAGUCUCUGCUGCCCUCUUCAUAUUUAGAGAGGCAGAGUGGUUUGGUGUGGGAAGGAGAGAGCUUGGAUAAAAUCUCCAAAGAGCUGUGUUUGAGUCAGGACUUUUGCUUGUAGCACCUCUUCAGAGGAAGAUUAAAUUCUUUUGACCUCCAUAGAUUCCAUUAAAGACACUUUAAUAAAGCAAAAUUGCUGCAGCUAAAAGAAAGUGUCGGAAGAGACCCUGCUAUAUCCUGUGACCCUGUGACCUGAUUCCCACUUUGGAGUGUAAAAGUGACUGCAUAAUGUACCGUCAUUGAGUAUGGUGCUGCAAAAGCACAGCUGGUCAAGUAGCAGAGGGGCAGGAGAAUAGAUGUUUCGAGCAUAAGCUCUUCAUCAGGAAUGAAGAACUUGUGCUCAAAACAUAGAUUCUCCUGCUGCUCAGGUGCUGCCUGGCCUGCUGUGCUUUUACAGCACCACACUCAGACUCUGAUCUGCAGUCCUCACUUUCUCCUGCAUGUUGUACUGUUUAGUUAUUUUCUUUUGUUCUCAAUAUUUCAAGGCAAGAACUUUGUGCCCAUCCAUAAUUGCCUAGAAUAUGGUGAUAAUCCAUUGCAGCUGCUCUCCCCUCAACAGUUCAGCUCUUUGUUGACAUCUGGACUAAGACUGCAAUGAGUUUAGAAGCCGAGGGGACCUGGCAGAACCUGAACUGAAGUGGUUAUUCCUUGGCAGUUGCCAAUUACUAAUACUAUGUCAACUCCAUCAUCACUUGGUCAGAGAAGGCUUGUUCUUGAUUCAGCAAAGAACAAAAUACUCCAGAUGCCAUGGAGACAGAAUCAACAAUGGCUACCUACUCUGGACAAAUAAGUGUAUUGAAAUUAAAAGAUCAAUAAACA